Messenger RNA from Amorphotheca resinae ATCC 22711, 2088 nucleotides. RefSeq lists its product as hypothetical. The record is from RefSeq and is a predicted model, not a curated record. Gene Ontology annotation, molecular function: mRNA binding. Gene Ontology annotation, biological process: P-body assembly; deadenylation-independent decapping of nuclear-transcribed mRNA. The transcript has 3 exons. Lineage: Eukaryota; Fungi; Ascomycota; Leotiomycetes; Helotiales; Amorphothecaceae. Gene Ontology annotation, cellular component: P-body. The coding region runs from base 1 to 2088 and encodes 695 amino acids.
AUGUCGAACCAGUUUAUUGGGCUCACCAUGCUGGUGACACUCAACUCACCUCCUGGUGCUCAAUUGAGGGGCAUCGUCAGCAGUGUUGAACCAGGGAAAAGCUUAACUCUGCGACAUGUAACUUGCCCUGCGAACGGAAAAUAUGUCAAUGAGAUUACCAUCAAUGCGGUGGAGAUUUCGGAACUGGUCGAAGCCCCCAAUGAAAAUACCCGUCCCCAAUCGAACGUCCCACCUGUGAAGGCGCUACCUAGGACAAACUUCGAAGAUCCUGCGAUCCUGAGCGUUGGCAAGAAGCCAACACCAGUCAAUCGAUCCAUGCCGGUAUUUCCACAAUUGAACCCGACCCUGAUGGAACGAGUUGAUUCCUCCCGUACAGUAACGAGUAGGAGUGAUAGAGCACCCAAGGACAUCACUGCUGCGACUUUGGUUGAACCAAUACAACAGAUCUAUAUAUCAGAGGUGGAGGGAGGUGGCAUAGGAGAAGGUCUAAUUCUGGACGAAAAGGAUGCGGAAGAAGCAGAGGUUUCCCCAGCUCUGCCAGCAACCAAGCCGGCAAAGAGAAAUCGCAGGCGAAGGGGGCAUGGACGUAAAACAGCCGAUGGUGAUUUGCCGGAACCAGACGUCACUCCAGCGAAAGAGACGUCCAAGUCAAAAGGCUGGAGGCAGACACCAUUGCUAGAGCCAAAUCCGUCCUUUCAACCGUUCGCAACGCUCAAGAGGCAGAAGGCCAGGCGCAAUGGGAAUGGACUGGCGGAUGAAAAUGGAUGGGCAACGGAAGAUGCAACAGAUGUACAAGAUAUGGGCGAUUUCGAUUUCGCAGGAAGUUUGGCCAAAUUCGACAAGAAGACCAUCUUCACCCAGAUACAGGCAGAAGAUGAGAUUGCAGACGAGGAUCGACUGGUCUCGCACAACAGGUUACCAAAGCCAAAGCCAGGAACCUCUGGGGGCAAGAAUCUGCAUUAUACUGAGAAUGUCCUGGAUUUACCAACCGGCACUGUGAAGACCAAGACCGACAUUUGGAAGAGCGAAGCGGGCGACACUGAUCUCGAAGAAAGAACCAGCCAGAGAGAUACAGGAAGUGGCAGGGUCUCUCGCAGGGCCGAGAGCAAGUCAGCUUCAAAUCGAAGGCCCGUCUCUACAAAAAGGGGUUCAAUUGCAAGUGCCCAACCAGGUCGUACGCAAUCAGAGCAGUUUCAAACUUCUAUUUCAAAGCCGGCCUUCUACCUCGUCCCAUCAGAUCGCCGUUGCGAACCUAUCUCUCCCCUUCAAAUGCUUAACCUUGAAAAUAUAGCCGACACCGAGCUUGGACUUUCGGAAGACAUGAUGGCCGAGAAUGCAGGUCGAGGCAUUGCAGAGGUCGCCUUGUCUGCGCUGAACACAGGUGGGCGUGGCUUGACCCAGGGCAAAAGUAGCACAAUUCCAACGGUCGUCGUAUUUGCGGGCAACAAUAAGAGUGGUCUCCGAGCAGUGGCAGCGGCUAGGCAUCUCCGAAAUCAUAGCCUAAAUGUUGUCGUUUGUGUUCUCGGUCUAGAACGCGAAACGGAACUCCUCGUGGGUCUACGACGGCAGUUGAAGGUCUUUAGCAGCUUUGGAGGUAAACUGGUCACCAAAGUCGAGCUUCUAGACUAUGUCAAAAAUCUCAACACACCUGUUGAACUGAUCAUUGACGGUCUCCUUGGCCUUACGAUAUCUUUUGAAGAAUUAAGGACAGGGGACCAAGCUACAGCCUACGAACUUAUCGAGCUGGCCAAUCGUAGCAAAGCACCGGUCUUAGCGAUUGAUAUCCCUACAGGUAUCGACCCUACGUCAGGGAAGAUCAGCAUCAUCGAUGGAAGACAACUUUAUAUACACGCAAAAUACGUUGUCGCUAUGGGAACGCCGAAAAAGGGAUUAUUGGAGGCGAUGGCGUUGGGUGAGGGCGUUUCUGAUGACGAAGGUCUUGGCAAGGGUAGAGAAUGGCAACUCUUCGUUGCCGAUAUUGGUUUGGGUGCCGCAGUCUGGAAGAAAGCUGGAACAAGAAUCAGACGAGGAGUUGAGUUCGAAGGCAGCUGGGUAAUUGGCAUGAGAUUUCAAGGGAGUGCGGAGUAA